Penicillium mononematosum is the source of this 585-nucleotide messenger RNA. Its product is annotated as WSC domain-containing protein. The record is from RefSeq and is a predicted model, not a curated record. Lineage: Eukaryota; Fungi; Ascomycota; Eurotiomycetes; Eurotiales; Aspergillaceae. The transcript is spliced from 2 exons. The coding region runs from base 1 to 585 and encodes 194 amino acids.
AUGUGGUAUGGCGACAACCAGCCAUUUGUGUCUUCCUUUGGUGAUCCCACUGGCUAUGGCUUGCAUGUUGACUUCCUUAAUGGCUGGGAUAUAGACGUUCUCCAAGACGCGAUCAACACCUGCCAUGACGGGGCCGGUGAUAUCAGGCAGUGUGAGUCCAUUACCAUGCAGCCCGACUGGGUUACAGACGGCUGCAUUGUCGAGCGCUCAAUCAACGAGCGGAUCGACGGAUGGCUUGAUGCUCUCGCCGGCUGCGAUCCCAUUCAGGGAGGCCCACAGGAUGCCGGGGUUGUGACGGCAUGCGGUGCGCCCACCGAGAUUGGCGAGUCUCUGCAUUACUACACCGACCUCACCGGGAGCCGCAGAUGCGAGUGGAUCGGAUGCACCCAGGAUAAUGUUGGCGGCCAGCGUAUCCUGGUUGGUUCGUCUUCCGGGUUCUCUGACAUGACCCCGGCCACAUGCGUUGAGAAAUGCAUUGCCGACGGCUAUAAUAUUGCUGGUGUGGAGAAUGCGCAUGAGUCCUUCUGUGGCAGCACCGUCGCCCCGACAGGUUGCCCAAGGUCACUCCAAUGGGCAACUGCCUAA